AUGGUAUGUAACCUUUGAUCCCACGACGUCUCCAUCGGUGAAAUCAAGCAAAAUCCAGUUUAUCUUGUUGAACCCCAUCCCAUCCAACUCAAAAGAGUCAAGGAUAACACGAAUCCCUGGAAAACUGUUUUGGAAUGCACACUCAGAUUGCAGGCAGUUGACAAACCGUCAUAUAUGAAAUCACACCAAUAAUUAAACGAUAUGUAGAUGUAAACGUCACUGAAACACUAUUAUUAAACGUUAUUUAAUUUCUACUUUUUUAUUCACCACGUUUUUGGGAUGAGAACACAUUCUAUACAUCUAAAAACGAAGUUUACUAAAUUAGAGCUAUUUCUGUCGUUUUCGGGAUAUUGCGCUUUUCAAAAUAAAUCGGUAUUUCUAAACAACGCAACACUGCCUUGAAUAUUUCUUUUAUGUUUUUAAUUCUUUUGGACAUGUACUUAGUUAACAUAGGCAUUGGACUCAUUAAAUGAUGUCGGUUUGCCAGUGAUAGGCAAUCAUUCGUAAAUUUCGACACAUUUCAUGAGUAAGGUCACUAACUGUACACUGACCAGGAUUUUACACAACAAUAUUGCUUAUGAUGAGUAAUAAGCGCUUAACUGGAGUCUGCUUUUUUGAGAGGUCGACGCGCUGCCGAGUCUUGAAGGUUAUCCUACCUGUUCAGACGUUUUGGAGAAUGAGGCUCUAAGCUGACCGCCUAUGGUAACUUGGUUUCCACUUUGACCUGAACUCGAAGCCAUUCCAUGCUUGUUCAACCUAUCACCUGCCCAGCCUAAUUUGUCCUGUCUUCUCCCUACAGAGAUUUGCCCUGGCGAAUGUGGCCAAAGGUGGUGGUGUUGAGAACGUCUCCUAUUACCGGGACAUCACCUGCAAGUUUAUGGGCAUCCAGAACAUCCACGCGAUGCGUGCCUCCCAAACCAAAUUCAUGGAGGCCUGCUAUUCGCAAUCGGACAAGAAUUGGUUCAAGAUGAUCCAUGAGAGCCAGUGGCUGCUUCAUCUGCGUCUUCUCCUUCUGGCGGCCAAGGAGGUUGCCGAACAGGCAAGUCAGCCGUCUGUCUCCUUCAUCACCCCCACCCGCUGCCCCAUCUUCACGACGGCCUUGAUUGGGUUCAGUUCAGUUUAG
Spirometra erinaceieuropaei is the source of this 1123-nucleotide messenger RNA. Lineage: Eukaryota; Metazoa; Platyhelminthes; Cestoda; Diphyllobothriidea; Diphyllobothriidae. The record is from the annotation of a GenBank genome assembly.